This is a messenger RNA of Ochotona curzoniae (black-lipped pika), 1326 nucleotides long. It is a transcript of the gene CUNH12orf76, whose product is annotated as chromosome unknown C12orf76 homolog. Bases 15 to 233 code for a protein of 72 amino acids. NCBI's taxonomy places the organism in Eukaryota, Metazoa, Chordata, Mammalia, Lagomorpha, Ochotonidae. The record is from RefSeq and is a predicted model, not a curated record. The transcript is spliced from 2 exons.
GCAGACCAGGCGAGAUGAUGUCUCCCGGGUCGUGGCGGCUGUGCGUGCUCCUGUACAACCUGCUGCUGGGGCAGGCGGUGGCCCCAAACCCCGUGGAGCCGUCAGAGGGGAGCCGGCCGUAUGCGGUGCUGCGCGGGCAGAACCUCGUGCUGUUGGGGACCAUUUUCAGCGUCCUGCUGGUGGCCAUUAUCCUCAUGGCGUUUUGCGUCUACAAGCCCAUCCGGCGCCGGUGACUGCCUUUGGGAACAGCCCACGUGGUGUUGCGCAAGGGCCAGUGGAGAAGUUGGAAUCACACCUCGCUGGUGACCUCUAGUGUGGACAGUGGUGAAUGCUAAAGGAUUUGAAGAAACCUCACCUAGUGAUGUUUGUUUGUUUUGUUUCCCCUCUCCCCCAUAACACUGCGAUGCAGAUAACGGCCUUGAGGCUGCUUCUCAGUGCUUCUUGUAAUCACUGGUGAGCCUGCAGCUAGCUCCAAGGGUCAGUGGAAGCGCCUGCACAGUACUAACCGCUAACAUGCGAUAUGGCAGCGAGAAGAGGACGAAUCGGGUGGAUGCAAUCCCUGCUUCAGAGCAGCACGGCUGCCAGUGCCUUUCCCCGCAGCCAGUAGACCUACACCGCCUGUCAGAAAGCUGCGUGAUCCCUGCAGACUCAGGCCUGCACCCCCACCUGCAGGCACCCCACCCCCGCUACAGUCAGGGUCACAUCAGGGAGGCCUGAGGGGAGCGCACCUUCAGCCUGGACAGGAGGGGUUGCUAGUUGACCCAGCAGAGGAAAAAACCCUUCUGAAACACACUGAUCUGCCUUGGCCUGCACCUAAGCCUCUGCAGCCAGCCAUGGCCUGCAGCUGGAGGCAGCUUUCUCUGCUUGGGCACCUAAGGCGCUCACUGGCAUUUCUGGGCCCAAAGUGGCGGGGAGGGCUCAGCUCCCAGAAGUGCACGUCCCCUGUGCAGGCUGGCAUUGUGUUUACACAACUUUGAAAAUGCUGCUAUUAGUUUGCACUGUUGGUUAACUGGAUAUUUUUUUUUUCCUUCCCCUUAUUAUUUUCAUGCCUGUCAAGUGGUUGUCAGUAUUUAUUUUAAGAGUGCUAGGUUUAAAUUUCUUUGCUACUAAAGCGAGUUGUCCAUCUUGUGCUCCAUGUAAGCACGGCACACUGAUUUAUUUAACAACCCGCACUUAAUGUGAAAUAAUUCAUGUGCUAUACUGUGUUUGACUUCAGGAUCUUGUUUGUAAGCUAAUGCCACUGAGCCAUUGAAAUGUUGUGCUCUGUGCUUGUGAGCAAAUUGUCAAUUAAGAUGAAACCUUACAAUAAAAAAAGAAAAUGAAACC